This is a messenger RNA of Ruditapes philippinarum (Manila clam), 837 nucleotides long. RefSeq lists its product as uncharacterized. The transcript has 2 exons. Bases 57 to 689 code for a protein of 210 amino acids. The record is from RefSeq and is a predicted model, not a curated record. NCBI's taxonomy places the organism in Eukaryota, Metazoa, Mollusca, Bivalvia, Venerida, Veneridae.
ACUGUCGGGUACGUGAAACGGUGCGGAUUUUCCGUGUUACGGUGCUUCCAUCCAAGAUGUCGGACCGAGAAACAACAAGAAGUUUCACUGUCGGAGAAGAAAACCUGUGUUACUAUUGUAAGUUCUUCAGUAUGGAUCUUCAAGAGUGUAUCAAUCACUUAGUUGUUCAGCAUGGUCAUCUGCAACAUAAAUUAAGAACGAGAGCAUUCAACGCGUCAACGGGUCAUAUUGGUCUUUUAUCAAAAGAUUUUGGAGUUAUACCAAAUUUAGAGCUGGAAACUGGACAAUACUUCAAAGUAGAUGCAACGACAUUUUCACUGGCAGUCAAAUGCAAUAAUGAAAAUAUUGAUAUUUUACAAGAAUCUUUUCACAAUCUUUCACUUGAUAUUGAAGUAGAGCAAAUUGCUAGUCCAUUUACGAUAAAGCAUAAAACUUCAAAACCCUUAAAAUCACUUCAUACUGUUCCUUACGUUGACUCGUCUCGACAAGAAGAAACUUCAUCAUAUGAGAAAGUUAUUAAAAAUUUUGAAGAAAUGAAAACUCUUCUACCAAGUGUCAUAGAGGAAAUGAAAAAGAGCGGACAUUUAAAACCGUGGAUGGACUUUCAUAGAAUGGUUAGUAAUGGAAAUUUUCCAUUUGAUAAUAUAGCAUUCCAACUCUUUAUGGAUGUUUGCCGUUUUUAUGCUUAAUUGCGACAAUACGUCCGAAAUGACUUAUAGUGAUGCAGUUAAACGGUUUUGGCGUAUUGGAUUCAGACUUUUUCAUGGAAAGUGGUUGAAAUUUAUGAGUGGACCAAAACACUUAGGAAAACUGGUUACUAAAGAAUGUGAGAGGGGA